Molecule: messenger RNA, 4094 nt
Organism: Bradysia coprophila
Lineage: Eukaryota; Metazoa; Arthropoda; Insecta; Diptera; Sciaridae
Source: RefSeq, a predicted model, not a curated record
CGCCUUCAUUAAACGUCAAAUUUAUGCAAAACAAAAAGAAAAUGUCGGACUCUGUUGAAUUACAAUAAAAAAAGCGAAUUUCUUUAACAAUUCGGGAGCAUCUGAGUAUCAAGUAAAGACGCAUCAUAGGCCAGAAAUCAAUCAUCUAAACACUGAGAGAGGUCAUGAAAAAAAUUAAUUAAAAACAAAACAAAAAAUCUGUCGUUCUGGCACAUAAUAACAAAUAUUUCCUUGGACGAUUUGUUACAAAAUCAAAUACGUCCAAACCGAAUCGAUAAAGAGCCGAAUUGUCUUUAUCGCAUUACUUACUAGUGUUGUGUGAUAUUUGCUGGUGGUUGUUGAUAAAUUAGUGUUUGUGUUAAAUCGAAAAACAGAGAGAUUUCCAUUCCAUCUCGAAAUGGAUGUGGCUAUUUCUAAGGUGGAACUGGACGUGGAGCGCCAUGUACUUCGCACCAAGGUUGUACUAUCCGACAAAACUGAAGGAGAAGUCUUUUCACGCAGUAAAACCCGCAAUGAAUCGAACAUGUUCAACUACAUCUGUCACCUUUGCGGCGUUAACAACUUACCCGGUGAAAGAUGCUUGCAGACUCAUAUUGCCGGACGAAAGCAUCAAAUGAAAUUGCAGUCGCCAAUCGAUGCGAAAGCCUUUCGGGCGCCCAUCACCCGCAGCAAACCACAAAUUUCCAUGAAUAUAGCACCUGGUGAACCUGUACCACCCGGUUUCGAGAAUGAAGUUAAGCAACAGGCUGAAAUUCAACCAGCACUGGAUCGGAUCAAAGAUGAGGCGUUGGUCGGAUUGGAGUACAUAACCGAAUUGGUUUUGGGCGAGGGAAAGGAAGCGUCGUACCAUUGUGUUUUGUGUGAUAAACGAGGCGAUCCACGAACGAUUUUACAUCACAUAACCAGCUACAAUCAUCGCUUGAAAUAUCUGGAAAAGCAUUUUCCGACGGUAAUUCGCGAAAUAUCUGCAUAUCGUUACAAUAAGGAUGCUCGUGACAUUAUGCCGCGAAUUUUGCAAGGAGUCUGCGAAGCCAUCGAAGACCAAUACGGGCGAUUGACACCAUUCGUUUACGAGUAUAAUUCGUACAUGAGGAAUCGAAUGAAGUGUUUGCAGGAAAUCGUUGCGGAUCGUCAUUUUGACGAAAAAUUAGGAUCAACAUUUAUCAACAUAAUUGAUAGGAAGGCGAUUGCGGAUGCUAUAACUAGUGGCAAUAAGAACUUCAACUUGAGCAAACGGAAGAGAGAGUCAUCACCGUCUGUACGAGGACUGAAAAGAUCCAAAGUUGGAAAUCGCGCCGAUCGGAACAGCUUGGAUUCGAUAUCUAGUGCUUCGAGUGGUUCAAUGCCGAAAUCACCACGUCGCCAUCGGCGAGUCGUUGGCACCAUUGACUUACGAUCAAAGUCACGAUCAGGUAGCAUUAGUCCAGUAAGACGUGACGAUGGGAGUGCGUCCAAUCGAGAGAAGAAGAAACAAAUGUUGCCCACACCGAAGGAACUGGCUGCCCAGUCGGAUCACAUAGCUCGGGAAAGAUACAAAUGGGAAAAAUAUCGAUGUAUGGUCGAAUUGGCGAUGCCCGAGUUGGAUAAAGCACUUGAAGAGCACGAAAAAAAUCCCGAAAAGCAUCCACUCUACCCGACAGAAUGGAAGAAAUUUUGGAACAGGCGCUACAAAGAAUUGCAAGCGGAAAAAAAGGAUCCGAACAAGCACGACUUCAAGCCCGAAUGGAUCAUAUUUUGGACUCGUCGAUUGAAGGAGCUACACAACGAAAAUGUGGAAAAGAAGAAAGCUGAAAUUCGAAAGAAACUGAAUCUACCUGCGGACGGUAUCGAACGUACCGAUGAAUUGUUGGAACAAUAUACGUUGAAAUGUAAACGAUCUCCACCACGAAACGAUGAGCCCAAACGUCCGGCGAAACAACGAGUCCGUAAAUCACCAAGACCACGAUCGCGGUCACGUUCUCGAUCCAGAACAGCACGAUCGCGUUCCCGAUCGCGAGGAGUACGAUCACGUUCUAUCAGUCCCUUUGAUCAUCGCAGUCGCAGUCAUGGUUCUCGUCGAUCCAAGUCACAUUCCAGGCCUUCUGUUCGGUCUUCCCGACGUUCACCAUCGAGAUCACCUCCGCAUGGCUACCAUGACACCAGGGGCUAUGAUUAUUAUCGACAUGGCGGCACUCGAGAACCACUAGACGAAUGGGGUAGACCAAUAUACUAUGGUGGCCCGCGUUCGUCGUCCUAUUAUUAUAAACCACCACCACCAACUGAGACGCAUCAAGCUCCGGUUGAAGAAGUUGAAGACGAACCGCUAACCGUUGUCUCGGUUCUACGACUGCUAACUGCUUUAGAAGAAAAGUUGGGCAGCCUUGGUCCGAAAGUCAUUGAUCUGUUGGCUAAAGCGCUUGCAUUGGAAAAGGUCAAAGCGAAUUCUGCCGACGAUAUGCUCAUCAAUGAAGAUAAUUGUGUGAUUUUCGAAACUAUCAAAGAAAAGCUGAAAGGUCAAUUGAUUGCCGGUGUCAUCGAGCCGAACAAAAUAAACGCUGUGAAGAGAGCUGUGAAAAACGUUGCAGCCAUAAUCCAUUUAGUGAGUAAGAAAUCGAAAGAACAACCAUCCGAAGACGCAUCGAAAACAACUGUCGAAUCAAAGCCGGUAUUAGAACCAACUGCUUCAGCUUCUUCGCCCGCAGUAGAUCUCACAGAUAAGGCCACAAUUGCUAAGAAUAUUGCAGCCGCUUUGAUUAUGCAGGGAAAAACUGAUAUAACUUCGGAACAACUGGAAGAAUUGGUUCAAGUUUACACCCAAAUGGCACAAAAGGCGAAGGAAACCAAGGAAUCCGUAACCACCGCACAAUUUCUACAAGAGUCAGACCCAUUGCCAGACGAUGAAGACACGAACAAUUCAUCACCAGCGGAGUCGACGUCGUCUACUAGUAAAGAAAAUAUCGCCAUACCAAGUCCGGAAAAUGCGAAAGAAGAAACACCACCAGAAGAUGCAGAUGAUGCAGUUGAUGCGUCGAGCCUUCUAGAAAGUUUAACAGAUUCUGAUCUGCAAACUCUUCUACAGAAUUUUAAAGACCUAUCCACAGAGGAGCAGCAACAUUUAAUUGCUUAUCUGAAGAAAUUAGAAGCAUCAGAGCCGGCUCGAGUGGAGAAGUUGCGGAAAUUCGUUAACGUCGAUGUCACUAAGCCCGAUGACGAAGUGGUUACUGAAAAGACCGAAAAAGUAACUUUCUGUUCGUCUCGUGCAUCCAAACCGGUCAGUAGUAAACCACCAGCAGACAAUAUCUUUUUCGACGAUGAAGACGACCACCUUGCACCACCACCGAAACGUAUCGGCGAUUCAGAUGAAGAAGAUGAUUAUUCGUUCGAUGACGUUUUUCGUGCUGUUUCUAAGAAUGUGAAGGAAAAACCACAUCCGACUGCAGUAAAUGACGAGCAAAAUGAGGAGUCUGAUGCCAGCAGUACAGAGAGUACCAGUACACAAAAGUUGAGCCUAUCGAUUGCCGACACGCAAAAUUUAAUUGCAAAUCUAAUGGGAUCCUUCCAGAAAAACGUUAAAAACAUGACCUCAGCGCCUAGUGCCAACCACACUGCACCGGUUCAAACGGAGAAAUCAGUACCGUUUUAUCAACAACAAACUACAUACUAUGACGAAACGUCGAACGGAAUGCCAUCAUCGUCGGCUGCAACGAGCUUAUACGACACCAAUCAGGGCAGCUACAACAAUAUGCCCUAUUUCCAGCAAGGAUACGGUCAGAUGCCACCAAAUAAUCAACCAUAUCCGGUACAAUAUCCGAACAUGAAUCAAAAUCAGCCAGGCUUCGGCAAUCCGAUGAUGCAAGGUAAUCCGAUGGAUGGUCAGCAACAGUCGAUGUGGAACAACAAUCAACGUAUGAAUUCCAUGGUGCCGCAUCAAGUACAGCAACGUAAUAACAACAAAAAUCGUCAACAAUCUGGACAGCAACAGCGUAAUAAUCAGCAGCGAUUCAAAAAGCGUUAAUGAAUUCGAUGAAUUAUUUUUUUCUUUUUAUUGUGAGAGAUGUUUUUUACAAAUUCUGUCAAGUUUCAAAUGCUGCAGAUUAAUAGAAUUGCCAUCCCAA